Messenger RNA from Ziziphus jujuba (common jujube), 2637 nucleotides. Its product is annotated as NAC domain-containing protein 37. Gene Ontology annotation, biological process: regulation of DNA-templated transcription. Gene Ontology annotation, molecular function: DNA binding. The record is from RefSeq and is a predicted model, not a curated record. The coding region runs from base 1247 to 2383 and encodes 378 amino acids. NCBI's taxonomy places the organism in Eukaryota, Viridiplantae, Streptophyta, Magnoliopsida, Rosales, Rhamnaceae. The transcript is spliced from 4 exons.
CUUAUCUUUCACUCUCUCUUUCCCACAGACACUCACACACAAAUUCUUCUUCUUCUUCUUCUUGUUUUCUUCUUUCAUAUUGAAUCAGCUUUCUUUCUCUAUCUUCUUCAUAGUUUCUGUGUUAAACGAGUAAAUAUACACCGACACUACUACUUGACCCAGGUCAGCAUCUUCUUCUCAGAUGUGCCAUGAAAAUCCUCGACAAAGAGACAAAGGAGUCAGAGCCCCGUUACAGCAAUGAGACAAGACGACUCAGAGUGCUUUCUUCUCUUUAAUCCCUUUUUACCCUUUUUCUCUACCCCUACCAGGCUCGAUCCAAUGCAAACGGUGUCGUUCCUCCCUUUGGUUCUAUUUUAAACCUUUUCUCCUUUGAGAAACGCGUGCCCAAAAUUGUGAUAACGUCAUCCUCAUCAACCAAGUCCAUUCCCCAUUCAGCACUUCAAAAGUUUGAAACUCUCUAUUGCUAAAAAAAUGGUUUCUUUCUUCGAUUUACCAACCAACAAAAAAUUUCAAACAAACAAAUAUAAAAAUCUUUGACAUUAAUUCUUAACUUUCAUUUUUUUCCUGCAACUAUUUAAUUUCUCUCUCUUCUUUUUUUAUUUAAUUUGAUUAUUAUUAAUUUUUAUUUUUUUAGAGGCCCAUCGUUAGGAUUUUAUUUUCUUAUUUGUUAUUAUAAUAGGAAACCCCGUUCUUGACGCAUCAUUUCCACCAUUCACCAACACAAGACAACAUCAUUAGCACAAACCUCUAGUUGUCCCGUUUCCUCAGACCCUCUUCAGAAACAAAGAGGCUUAGCUCCAAACUCUCUCUUGGUUUUUCAUGAUUUGGUUUUCUUUCCUUUUUCCACACCCCCCUCUUCUUUGAUCCCCUUAAGAAUUCUUUUUUUUUUUUUUUAGUUUGUUUCUGAAUAAUGGGUAUUAGUUUAUAUAACACGCGCUUAUUUACAAUCAGAGGGAAAAAAAAAAAAAAAUUGGUGGGGGUUACUCACCACCAAAUGAGCUGAUCAUUAUCUCUGAUAACACUUGUCACCUUUAUAAUAUGGCCGGUUCAUUAUUAUUCCUUCUAGAAUUUAUUUAUUUAUUUAUCUCUUUUUUUUAUUUUUUUCUUUUAACAAUGUUGGCCUUUUUAUUAUUAUUAUUAUUAUUAUUAUAAUUUUUAACCUUUUUCUUCAGUUUUCAUUUUCUCUCACUCUCUCUUUAUAAGUUCACAAUCGGUUAUGAUUUAAGGAUGAUGAAGUUAAAGGUUGAUGGGUAUUAAUGGUGGUGGUGAAUUUGAUGCAGUAUUAGUAGUACCAGCGGCUAUGAUGGAGUCAAUGGAGUCCAGUGUCCCACCUGGCUUCCGGUUUCAUCCAACAGAUGAAGAACUCGUUGGAUAUUAUCUGAGAAAGAAAGUAGCCUCACAAAAGAUCGAUCUUGAUGUUAUCAGAGAUAUUGAUUUGUACAGAAUAGAACCAUGGGAUCUUCAAGAGAGAUGUCGGAUCGGAUACGAAGAGCAGAACGAGUGGUAUUUCUUCAGCCACAAAGAUAAAAAGUAUCCGACAGGAACGAGAACUAACAGAGCUACCAUGGCUGGGUUUUGGAAAGCAACAGGAAGAGACAAGGCGGUGUAUGAUAAGACAAAACUUAUUGGCAUGAGGAAAACACUCGUAUUCUAUAGAGGAAGAGCUCCCAAUGGACAGAAGACUGACUGGAUCAUGCACGAGUAUAGACUUGAAUCCGAUGAGAAUGGGCCUCCACAGGAAGAAGGAUGGGUGGUAUGCAGAGCAUUCAAGAAGCGAACCACGGGACAAACGAAGAACAUGGAGGGGUGGGACUCAAGCUACUUCUAUGAAGAAUCUAGCGGUGUUAGCUCAGUGGUCGAUCCACUUGAUUAUAUCUCAAGGCAGCCGCAGAAUAUUUUACCUCAGAACUUCUUGUGCAAACAAGAGAUAGAGGCUGAUAAUUUGAGUUUCAUGCAGUCUGAUAGUUUUGUGCAACUUCCUCAGCUAGAGAGUCCAUCACUUCCAUUAAUAAAGAGGCCGAGCAACUCAUCAAUGUCUCUAAUAUCAGAGAACAACGAAGAUCAAGACGAGCAAAAUAGAUCACCAGCCGGUGGUAGGGGGUGCAAGAAUAAUAAUAAUAACAAUACUAAUAACAAUGAGAAGAAAGUGACAGAUUGGAGAGCGCUGGACAAAUUUGUUGCGUCUCAAUUGAGUCAAGAUCAAGAGAGAUUUGAAGGUGAUGGGGAAUCAAGCUUUGGACCCCAUCGGGAUUCGGAUUUGGCAUUGCUUUUGUUGCAGACUAGUGGUGGUACUGGUAGUGUUAGAGAUGAAGGGAAUAAGUUGAGUGGAUUUCUAAAUCCAAGCUCGGACUGUGACUUUGGGAUAUGCAUAUUCGAGAAAUGAAGAAUAAUAGUUAUCCAAGAAGAGAGAUCGAUACCAUAUAUAUCAAGAAGGUUAUAUUAUUAAUGGUAGUACUACUAUAAAAAUGUUAUGGAAAGGUUGAUGGAAACCUUUCAGGGACAUAUAUUAGUUCUUGUAAAAAUAUGGUUGUGAAUGAGUGAAAAAAACUCUCUCUCUCUCUCUCUCAAGCACUCAUAAUCAUGCUUACGCAUUCGAGAAAAACGAAUGCUGCAUUAUUUAACUUUUCUCUUUUUCUU